Molecule: messenger RNA, 7368 nt
Organism: Pecten maximus
Lineage: Eukaryota; Metazoa; Mollusca; Bivalvia; Pectinida; Pectinidae
Product: period circadian protein homolog 2-like
Exons: 22
Coding region: 301-4179 (1292 amino acids)
Biological process (GO): circadian regulation of gene expression; entrainment of circadian clock by photoperiod; negative regulation of transcription by RNA polymerase II
Cellular component (GO): cytoplasm; nucleus
Molecular function (GO): transcription corepressor binding; transcription cis-regulatory region binding
Source: RefSeq, a predicted model, not a curated record
UUUAAGAAACGGGAUCUGUGUUGUUGCACUGUACAGAACCUGCGCCUAUUUGAAAAUGGAUAUUUUUCAGAUUUCUGACCGGAAUAUAUCUAUGUAGUAGGCCUGUAUAGGUACAUAUAUUAGAACGUGACAAUAGGAAUACAUUGGAAAAGGACAUUUACCAAACGAGUGUCAUGAUUAACAUCAGUGACUAAAUUUUGUUGAUUAUUUUGGUUUGAUUUUGAACGAUAAUGAACCUUGUGCAUCUUUGCCUCAACAUUUAUUUUGUACGUGAAGAAAAAAACCAUCAUCAAUGCUACCAUGGCUGGUGAACCAGAUUCAAAUUAUGGUUCAUAUUGUUUAAGUACUGUCCAGAGCAGCACUAGCAGUCUCAGUAUGUCUUUAAUCGAGAGUGACCUUGUGGAAGAUCAGCCGUCCACCAGCGGUUGCAGUAGUGAACAGCCUUACACUACGAAGUUGGCACUGAAGAAAAGUCGUAAGGAGCAAGUAAAGCGCUACCUGAAAGAGUUGAAAGGUCUUGUUGUUCAACCUCAGGGCAAUAUAGGGACUCUUUCUGCUCUCCAGCAGGUUGUCGACACAUUCAAACAGAUAAAAGAGGAAAAAGAAUCUUCAUCUAAACUCGCAAAGAAGGAAGAAGAGUUUAACCUACCAUUUGAUGAACAGGAUGAUUUGAAUUCAUUGUGUCUGAAUCAGCAGGAAGCAUUGUUCUUCACUCUGAGAUACCCAGACCUUAACAUUGCUGCAGUAUCCAAAAACAUCACAGAUGUGUUGGGUUAUCCUGAGCCAAACUAUCUAGUUGGAAGGGAUCUUUGUAACUUUGUCCACAAGAAAGACAUUGUUACCAUGAACAGUAGUAUGUCCGUUCAUCAGAUGAAUGACGAAGACAGCCUAGUUAAUGCGCAGAGUGAAGAUCGAGACAAGUUCCAAAUUCAGAAAAAGCUCUUUUACUUCAGGCUAAGAAAAUACAAGGCAUUGCCAUGUGGAUUUAGACUUGCUUCAAAGGAAACAGAAUUUCUGACAUUCCAAGCCACAGUUGCCCAGCAAUCCCCUGGUGUUGAUCUCAAACGCAUGAAGAAAAGCAAAUUGUCAAUUGUUUUGCGAUGUGUGCCAGUGGUACCAGCAUAUGAAGUUGAUGAGCAGCUGCAGAAUAUGACCUUCUCCACCAGACACAGUUUAUUUUGUAGCUACAGUCACAUUGACUCCAAGUCCAUACCUUUGUUGGGGUUCCUCCCACAGGACAUCGUUGGAAUGUCCAUCUUUGACUUUUAUCACCCAGAUGAUAUUGAACUGCUGUAUGGCAUUUAUCAGCAAGUUGUGAACACGGAGACUGUUCCCUUUGAAAGUCCUCCGUUUCGAUUACGGGUGCGUAAUGGAGAUUGGGUGUAUGUAAGGACAGAAUGGUCAAGAUUUGUGAACCCUUGGUCACACAGGCUGGAGUUUGUCAUUGGACAGCAUAAAGUUAUCAAGGGACCAUCCAGGAGGGACAUAUUUAGUCCAAUGCUGAAUGAAGAAAUGAAUGUCAGCUUGUCAGACAAUCUUGCCAGGCUUAAGCAAAUGAUAAGAGACCUACUUCUAAAGCCUUUGGUACAGGUUCAGAUAGCAACACCGAACCUUAGUAUAGGGAAACACCGAUUCCGAGAAGAUGUUCCUUGGACGGAGUCUGAGGAUCCCAUGCAGGACCAGCACUCCAUUGCGUAUGCCAAUGAUUCCAAUGCUAGCAAUUCUGUGUCCACAAAUAAAGAAACCCUCACCUAUGAUCACUUGAAUUAUACCAGUAACAUCAAGAGAUUCCUGUUUAGUCAGAAGAACACAAUGUUCUCUCCAUUUUCUGACAAGAAGAGUUCUACUGAUGAGGAUAUACCGGAAGUCUCAUCAUGUGAUUCUUUGUUGGAGGUGGACAUUUCCAUUCCCAUGCCUCCAAGUUUUGGCAGCAGCACCAAAGUGUUGGUAUCAGAACAGGAGCGUGAGGAAAGUGGUCUAGCUGCAUUCAAUCAGAUGGAGUGUGAUACUACUGUACAGCCUAAGAACAUCACAACUUUACAACAGAGCUCAACUCCAACUAUACAACAGAGCUCAACUCCAACUAUACAACAGAGCUCAACUCCAACUGUGCAGCAGAGCUCUACACCGAGCUCCCCAGGUCAUGCUGCCAGUAAGGAGGCCGAGACAAGGGCAUUUCAGCAGGAUAAGAGUCACGUCUCCCGAAUGUCCCUCACACAGGAGGCCCUAUGGAAUCACACAUGUAGGGAGGAGACACUGUUCAUUGAACAAGCUAAAGAGGAGAAUGGUCUGAUGUCAUUCAAACUGAACGGGAAGCGUUUACAUUCCCUUGACCCAAGCAGUGACAAUAGAAGGGACGUAACCAAGACUGUUAAGGUACGAAAAAAGCAGACAGCCGAGAAACAGUCGCAGAAAAGUGAAGGAAAAACUGACCCAGAAGAACCAGUUUCUGUUCCGUUCCGCAACCCAAUGUUUAUGCCUAUAAACAGUGCUAUGGGUCUGUAUCAGUCCACAGGGAUGCAGUAUGUACCGAUGGAUCUGCCUAAUGACUCUUUCAAGGCUAAUAUUGCAACUCCCACAACAACUGUUGCCCCCCCGUCAACAUCCAACAGCAUGCACUGGCCAUAUUACCCACAGUCAGGUAUUUCCUUCAUCCCCCAAGUGAUGGAAGGCUUCUUUCAGCCAGGGACUGGAGCUUUCCAACCAAUCAAUAAGCAGAAUCUGCAAGUGCCAAUGUCCAAAAAUGUGCCAUGUUCUGUACCAAACGUAUCGCCUAUAGGGCUGUCACCUCCCUACAUCCGUGUCCCUAUACCCAAGAAGAGUGACAUCAUCCAACAGACCAAAGUCUUCACAAGCACACCGACUGCUGCAGUUAGAAGUAGUUUUUCGUCAUCUCAUUCUUCCUCCCUUGAGGAGACAAGCUCUUCACUCUUGUACAUGUUGGAGUAUGGUAGUCCAAACCGUAGCAUUAUCAGCAUGGAGGAUGUUCCUAAACCCAGGAGGAAGGAGGCGCCACCCUGGCUCAAUGGUAUUAAUUGGUCUCCCUUAGUCCGUAAACGUUACACUCUGCCAAAAAAGAAAGCCAGUAUUAUCCUGAAGGAAGACAGAGAGGCCCUGAGUAAAGUUACACAACCAGACCUAUUGUUAAGUCAGAUGGCAAUGUUUGAGGAAGACUUGAACCAGGCCAACCCUGUUUUUGACAUGUUUCAAGAUGACUCAUUCUUGAUGUUUCCGGAUACAGACUUCAAUGAGCCGACAUUAUCAACUUUUGAUGACCAAAAUUAUAAUAGUUCAAAUAAAUCAGAAACUCUUACAAAGGAGAACUUGAGAACACACCUCAAUGAAAGUAACCAAAAGUUGAAAGAAGACAUUCAAACUAAACAACAGAAAUCAGAAGAGUCAUUUUCCAGGAGUGAAGACGAUGCGCAAAGAUCGUCAGAUAGAGAAUCGCUGGUAGAUGACGACUCUUGUUCCUCAAAGUGUAGCGGUAUUACUCCAAGUGAUGAACGUAGUGUGGAAGAAGCAGACAGCUCCCUCAAGGAGUCAGACGAAUCUGAUGUUGGGUGUACUGCAAAAGUUUUUGGAUCAAAAAUGCUGUCUGAAUGUCCUUUAAAAUCAAUGGAUUUCAGGUUCAAAAAGUUUUUUGCUCCAAUUCCCAUUCAUUUUGCUGACUCCAAAGUAGAUGGACCCCCAUGGAUGACGAAUGCUGUUGUUAAUUUCUAUACGAACAUGCAGUAUUGUUUUACACCGAAACCUGUUGAAAAUUCAUUGGCUGCAGAUAGACAGAAACUUCAGGAUAUGCCACAAACAGAUUUGGUCAUUGAACAGUUAAACACUUUCAUUGAUGAUAACAAUCUGUCACAAUUUCAAGGACCUGCAGGAAGUACUUUUCUGAAAUCAUUAUCAGAAAAACAGCAGAAUGCUUACCUGAAAGUUCCUGAUUCUUUACCCUUUCCUCAAAGUGGUCCUUCAUCUGAAUCUGAACAUGGACAAUGCUCACAAAUGAGGCACUCCACAGGUGCACACCAAACCUCGGACUUAAUUGCUGAGAAACUGGUGAGGUAUAUGUUCCCUGUUGAGCCCGGUACAGUUCCUGUACCCUACAUAACAUUGCCGAUGUCUGUACCUCACAGCUCUGUUCACACUAUGAGCAGUAACAGUGAUACAAUUCUGGACUAAAACAUUGACCUCUGAUAUGGUACAGGUAGUGUUAAAAUCACUGACCUCUGAUAUGGUACAGGUAGUGUUAAAAUCACUGACCUCUGAUAUGGUACAGGUAGUGUUAAAAUCACUGACCUCUGAUAUGGUACAGGUAGUGUUAAAAUCACUGACCUUGUUAAAAUAAAACACAUAAAUUACUUCUGUUUGUGGCAGAAACCAUUAAGAAUACUUUCCUGAACUUCUUGACUGAAUUGAAUGAGCGUGCAUAUAUGCCUUCCUGAACUUCUUCACUGAAACCAUUUAACACAUCUUCCCAAACUCUGACUGACCCUAUUAGCACAUCUUCUUGAAAUAUUGACUGAAACCAUUUAGCAAACCUUCCUGAACUACUUGACUGAAACAUUUAGCACACCUUCCUGAACUACUUGACUGACACAAUUAGCACACCUUCCUGAACUACUUGACUGACACAAUUAGCACACCUUCUGAACUACUUGACUGAAAUGAAUUUUUAGGUUAUAUUUUUUGUAUGAGGCUGAAAUAUUUAAAGCCAUAUGAUAUACCAAACCCAAGUUUAUACACCUUCUUAAGAAAAGAAGUGACAGAGAUUUGCAUGACCGCUUAGGUAAAUUGGUUUAUAAAUCUCCUAAAGACAGAAAGUAAUAUAUAGACAUUUGUUAAGUUUCUUUUUAGAGUCUUUAAGGUCAAGUGAUAUAAUCUGUUGUGUUAUUCAGUUUAAUAUUAGAAGAAAUUCCAGAAAGAAAGAAAAAAAGAAGUAAUUCCAGGACUACAGUUUUUACUCUAAAACUCAUAUGGAAAUAUUGGUUAGUAUCAUUUGAGUGUAGGGUAGGUUUGAGUAGGGGAGUGAUAAUGUAUUAGUUCUGAAAAUUGUAGAAGUAAGAAAAUCAAUUUUUUGUUUAUGCCUGCUAUAUUGCAAUUACCUAUGUUGCGUGACGUCGUGACCUCUCGGUGCGUGACGUCAUGACCUCUCACUUUCAUUUCCAUUUAUGUCCUUCCACAGUUCAUGAACAGUCUUGUGGGCUAAAUUUGGAGCCUAUAAACCCAUAAACACAGACAUACUGUUAUUGGUUGAUAUUUUCUUUUGACAGACAAUUUGAGGAGCAUUUCCAAAUUUUAUGGAUAUCUUAUACAUGUAUAGGGUUAUGGGCAUUUGAGUUUGUUUAUGCCUGUAGUAUAUUAUGAAAUCCUUAAAGUUUUGCCUCGUGAUCACCAAAAUCUGUAGUAAUAUAAAAUUGUAUGCUAAAUUUGAGAAAUGUGUAGUUCCUCACUUGUAGCUGUGGACACCAAAUUUCAUGCACAUACCUUUGAAACUAGUUGACUAGCUGCACUAGCCAGGGCUAUAUAUUCAGAAACAAAGACAGAAGGAGCUGUUUGUGUGUCUCCCAUUGGUUGCAUUUCUGCACAAAUAUUUUCAUGGGACAACUUUUGACUCUAUUUGCCAGUGGAGCUACAUGUAAUCUGAUUGCAAGCUGUGUCUCAUACUUGAAAGUACUUGUAAAAAAAGAUAUCUGUAAAAAAUUGCUGUUUACACUAGUAAACGAUAAAAAAAACCAAGAAUUUUUCCUAAAGUAACUGUAUGUUGUGUGUUAUUGUAAUUUAUUUAUAUUCAGUGGGAGAUACCUCCCCUGCUAAGUUAUAUUUUUUUUCCAUAUUGUAACUUAUUUUAAUUGGUUGUAUAUUUCAUCAACAAUUCUGGCCAGCCAACAAUAUACAACAUAAACUUCGUGUUGUUGGCAAUAAAAGUUGUUGAUUAUAAAAGUUGUUCAUAUUUAGCUCUCCAUCUAAUAUAUUUUAUAAAGAUGAUUUCAUAUCAAUGCCCAUCCUUCAAGUCUGAUUCUUGUUACUGCAUUUUCCUUUUAAAACUACUGAUGAAAUCUUCUUUAAACUUUAUUGACAUGUUUGGUACAAGUCUUUGUUGUUCAUGCAACAUUUUUAACCAGCUCACACAAAUGUGUCAGCAGCCAUGUUGGAUUAAAAUUUGACAUUAGAAGUUUGUUAUUGCUACUUCUCAAGCAAUAUUGAAAUAAUGUUCUUGAAUGUGAAGUAUGGUUCUCAGUUAUUCAUUCCACAUCUUUAAUCUGAUUGAAUAAUCAAAAUGGCCACCAGUGGUUGUUUUGGAUUUUGACAAAUUGACACUUUACUAUUCUGCUCAAGAGAUACAUGGAUAUUCUUACAUUUAAGGGCAAUUUCUUACAAAGUAAGUACAAUACUAUGUUAGAACAGAUUACGGAAAUGUCAAUACAAACAUGAUAAGAUGAUUGAUGAUAAGAUAAAUGAAAAAUUUAUCUUGCAUGGAACCAUUAAAAUUUCAUUGAUGGUGGGUGCUGAGUUCCAUGUGGAAUAUUGCAUGUUGGUCUGAAGACAGAUACCACAUUCAUUUGUAGGGAAGGUUGGGUCAUCCCAUUAAUUGUGUUGUCAGUAGGGUUGGGUCAUCCCAUUGGUAGUGUGUUGGAGGGGGUUGGGUUGUCCCAUUGACAGUGUUGUGGGAAGGAUUGGGUCAUCACAUUGACAGUGUUGUUGGGAGGGUUGGGUCAUCACAAUGACAGUGUUACGGGGAGGAUUGGGUUAUUCCAUUGAGGACGGUUGGGCUGUCCCAUUCACAGUUGUACUUAUUCUCAGCUUUCAUUAGAUUAUUUUUUGGUAGGUUUGGUCAACAAUUGGCCAGGAUGAAUAUCAAAGAUUUGAAAUAACAUUUGCCUUCUUUCAAUGUUUUCAAUCAAAUAUAUUAAAAUCCUUCAGUAAAUCAUUUACCACCAUAAGUCAGGGUGUCAUUAUAUUUGAUCAAAAACAGUUGGAAGAAGGGCUGUCCUAAACGUUGAAAAUGAGGAACUUGAAAACCAACCUCUGUACAAGAUGACGGUGAUCAAGGACAGUUUAUAGCUUUGAAGUAUAUACUGGUACCUGUUGCCAACACUGUUAAAUGUAAUAUUGUAUCAUUACUGUUGCUUAAUGGGCAUCUUUUUAUAUUUGCAAUAUCCAAUCAAUUCACAGAUCAUCAAUAUGUUUUCUAUUAUAUAUUGUCAUGUCUGGUAAUGAGGUUUACUGAGGAUACUCAGUGAUUAUGUAUGAGAGAUGAUGCUGGUGAAAGGGUGUCAAUAUACACCAUGGUGAAAAUGUAGAAAAAAUUCCCAUCCCCUUGAUGUUUUUUAUGGAUUUAAAGAUGAAUAAAAAACGACAUAAAAUUAA